CUCACCUUCUCUAACUAAGAAAAACAUGGCAGACACUGACUCACAACACCACUUCCAUGGCGACCUUUCCCACGCAGAAGCCCAAACAACAAGCACCAUCGAUUCCAAACGAGGGGGUUGGAUUACCUUCCCCUUCAUCACAGUUGGAGUACUGGGUCUAACUCUGGCAUCUGGGGGUUGGUUAUCAAACCUGAUCGUCUAUCUGAUCGAAGAGUUCAACGUGAAGAGCGUCGACGCCGCACAGAUCUCCAACAUCGUCAGCGGUUGCACCAGUCUCUUCCCCAUCGCCGGUGCCAUUCUCGCCGACUCCUUAUUUGGUUGUUUCUCCGUCAUCACCUUCUCCUCUAUUGUCUCUCUUCUGGGUAUAAUUCUGUUAACUUUAACGGCGAUGCUAGACUCGCUAAGGCCUUCACAUGGAGAAACGCCGUCAAGGCUUCAACUUGGGGUUUUAUACAGUGCUUUAACGCUGACCUCUAUAGGGCUUGGAGGUACGCGCUUCACCAUAGCAACAAUGGGUGCGGAUCAGUUGAUAAAGCCAAAGGAUCAAGGGGUCUUCUUUAACUGGUAUUUCUUCACUAUCUAUGUCUCUUCCGUCAUCAGUUUCACGGCCAUUGUCUACGUAGAGGAUAACGUUGGAUGGGGUUGGGGUUUUGGGUUAUCUGCCGCCGUUAACGCCGUCGGCUUGGCAGUUUUCUGGGCCGGGAAACGGUACUAUCGUAGUGUGAAGCCAAAGGGAAGCCCUUUCGUAAGCUUGGCUAGGGUUGUGGUCGCCACCAUUCGGAAGUGGAAGUUAGUAGUACCAUUAAUGUUGUCUUCCCAAAACCAGCAAAGCAAAGAUGAUUCUUAUUACUAUGGCCAAACUGAGGUUGCAGAGUUGCCUUCUUAUUCAGUUCCCACUCCAAGCUUCAGAUUUCUGAACCGUGCAGCUAUAAAAACCGAAGGUGACACCCGACCGGACGGUUCAAUCGCAAAGCCAUGGAGGCUAUGCACGAUGGAGCAAGUCGAAGACCUCAAAACCCUACUCCGACUCUUCCCUCUCUGGUCCAGCGGCAUCUUCUUGAGCACCCCAAUUGGAAUCCAGAUCAGCCUCACAGUCCUUCAAGCCCUCACCAUGGACCGCCACCUUGGGCCCCACUUUCAAAUCCCUGCUGGCACUUUCCUCGUCUUCUCUCUCCUAUCCACGGCUAUUUCCAUCUCAGUCAUCGAUCGUUUCCUCCCUUCCACGUGGUACAGACUUACUGGUCGCUCGUUGACCCCACUUCAACGAGUAGGACUCGGCCACGUCCUCAACAUCAUGGCCAUGGCAGGGUCUGCCGUCGUGGAAUCGAGGAGGCUCCAUGUUGUCCGGUCCAACCAACUCGAGAACCAGACCGGAUCAACCGUCCUUCCGAUAUCAGCAUUAUGGUUGGCAUUGCCACUGGUCAUCGUCGGCGCCGGCGAAGCAUUACACUUUCCAGGACAGGUUUCUUUAUACUAUCAAGAAUUUCCGAUGCCACUGCGAAGCACAGCGACCGCUAUGGUCGCGCUGCUCAUCGGGAUCGGUUUUUAUCUGAGCACGGUGGUGAUCGAUUUGGUACGGAGGGUCACCGGUUGGUUGCCGGAUAACAUUAACCAAGGGAGGAUGGAUAACAUAUUUUGGAUGUUGGUGGUGAUAGGAGUGGCCAACUUUGGCUAUUACCUAACGUGUGCCAAGUUGUACAAGUAUCAAAAUGGUGGUGAGUGGGACACCACCAGUUCUAGCUCAGAGUGUACAGACCAAAAGGUCCAAAAGGACCAAGAUCAAGAGUGAUGGAUCA
Telopea speciosissima is the source of this 1796-nucleotide messenger RNA. Its product is annotated as protein NRT1/ PTR FAMILY 2.7-like. The record is from RefSeq and is a predicted model, not a curated record. Lineage: Eukaryota; Viridiplantae; Streptophyta; Magnoliopsida; Proteales; Proteaceae. Gene Ontology annotation, biological process: transmembrane transport; oligopeptide transport. Gene Ontology annotation, molecular function: transmembrane transporter activity. The coding region runs from base 26 to 1789 and encodes 587 amino acids. Gene Ontology annotation, cellular component: plasma membrane. The transcript is spliced from 4 exons.